Prorocentrum cordatum is the source of this 1393-nucleotide messenger RNA. Lineage: Eukaryota; Dinophyceae; Prorocentrales; Prorocentraceae. The record is from the annotation of a GenBank genome assembly.
AGGCAGACCGCGCAUACCUCGGCGUCGCACGGGCCCCCCUGCUGGCUGGGGCUCGCCGAGCACGGCGGCGCGGCGGCGGCCGCCGCCGAGGCCGCCGAGGCGUCGGGCAGGGACAGGCGUGGCAACAAGACUGCUGCUCAGGCGGUGCGGGAAGCGCGCCGCUGUUUCGCCAAGGCCGAGGAGAAGGCCUGGGACCAGAAGUACAAGUUCCACAGCUCCAAGCACAUGAGAAAUUCAUUCCCAAGGUAUGUCGAGUCCAGGCUCGACCCGUUCAACAAGGAUUCGUCGUGGGGGCAGACGAUCCUGGAGGACGUUGCAGCUCACUGCGCGCACGGGGGCGUAGACCCGGAGGAGCUGCUGCAGAUCAGCGGCGGAAGAGCCGGCACGAGCCUGGCCCACGCGGAGGUGAAGAAGGCGUUGAGUAGUGUGAUCCCCAAGGCUGGGGAUCUGGAGGUCGCCGCGGUGCUCGGCAGCAUUGCCAGUGGCAGCGGCUCGCAGGUCGAUGCCACCGAGUUCUGCAGCGUCCUGCGGCAGUGCAUGCGCAAGGGCGUGGCGCCGCCACAGGGCGCCUCGGGCGGGCCGGCCCCUUCGUUCAGAUCCCGGAGCUACCGGCACCCGGUGGGCGGCGUGAAGCGCUUCCCGCCAGCUGCGCCCGAGGGCGGCGAGAGCGCGGAGGCCGCGGGCGCGGACCCGGGUGCGGAGGACGCCGCCAAGUGGGAGGCGAUGGACCGCGUGCGCCAGCUCCUGGCCGAGCAGCCCCCCGCCGCGAGGACGAGCCCCUGCAAGUACCAGUACUUCGGCGGGGGUGGUGCGCACAGCCUCGCGAAGAAAGGCCCCGGCGCGUCGGCGGGCGCGAGCGCCGCGAAGGAGGUGCCAGACUACUUCCUGGGCGACCCCCAGAAGCCUGGCUUCUUGUGCGACUUCCAGGCCCAGAAAACGUCCGGCUGGCUCUCCGCGCGCACUCCGCGCCGCCGCAUGGCGCGCUGAGGGCCCCAGCGGCCUGCCGGGCGGGGCGGCGGUGCCGCGGAGCGGUGCGCCGGCCGGCUCCUCGCUCCUUCCUGCUGCGCAGCCUGCUCGCGCCUUCCCGCUCCUGCGAUCGUGGCUCGCUGCGUGUGUGUUUCUUCGAAGAAGACAAUGUGGCAUAUACGCAACCUUUCGGAGCUCUGCGCAGAUCUCUCGGAUCGGCGCCUCGGCCCCCCUGGCGGUGCCUCUGGCGCCACCCUUGGCGCGCUCCGCGCGCCAGGGAGAGGGGUCCAGCGAUGAUCCCCCGAAUCCGCGCGGACCUUCAAUAGUUUGUGUUGUUUAUGCUUGUCUGUUUGUUCGUGUGCAUCCUCAUCUUAAGCCUCUGAUGCCAUGCGGCACAACGCGGCUCUUUUGAGUUACCCACAUGCCC